This is a messenger RNA of Durusdinium trenchii, 2991 nucleotides long. Lineage: Eukaryota; Dinophyceae; Suessiales; Symbiodiniaceae. The record is from the annotation of a GenBank genome assembly.
AUGUUCUAUGCCUUCCAAGAUCAGGUGAAAGGCACUGAGCCGGUCUACGACUUCUGGAACUCCAAGGACAAAGAGCAUACCUUUCACUUUGGUGAGCCGUGGCCCAACGAGGAGAAGGGCAAGCAUCCAGUCUUCUAUGCCUACCCCUUGGGCGAUGACAUGAGGGGGAUGCUGAAGCCAGUGCACAGCUUCUGGAACAACUCCGAGAAGAAGCACGCCUUCCACCUGGGCGACUCCAGGGCCGGAGAGGACAAGCAUGAGGCGCUCUUCUUGGCCUUCCAGGAGCCUCUGAUCUGGAACAUGGAUGCCCUCUGUGAUGGGGCUCCAGCGGUCAACCGGGCGAAGUGGCUGAUCGAGAACAAGGGCAUGACGGAGGCGGCGGCGAAGGCGCAGGUCAUGGCCGAGUUUCCCGCCCUCUUCCGCGGCGGCGCCGGCGGCUACUCGGGCGGCUACGUGCCGAGGGCGGCGGCGCGCUUCGUGGAUGGGAAGUUUCCACACACCUUGGAGAUCGUCAAGGAUGCCAAAGGCCAGAACCGGCUGAAGUUCUCGGUGACGCCCCGCAACCCGGGUGAGGUCACCAUGAUCGCGGUGCACUAUAGCGUCGUGAACAAGGAUCCAGGCCACGAAGACAUGAACUUCGACAUCCACAGACCCAUGGAAGGCAGCAACACCUAUGUCCACGUGACCCCUGACUUUGGCCCGGUGUGCGAACCUGGAUCCAAGGUGACGUAUUGGCUUGCUGCCAUGGAGAAGGGUUUGAUUGUGGAGAUGCCUGAGAAAGCAUGCCGUGUGCCGAUCCCACAGCACUUCAUGAUCAUGCACGUCGAGCAGGAAAUCAAAGGCGAUGACACACCGGUGCUGCAGAGUGUCCUGCAGGCGGAUCGUGAACGCGAGUGGCUCCUCAAAGUCGAGCAGGAGACCAUGCAUGCUUUGGCUUGGGAAGCGAUGGCUGCUUCCUUGAAAGGGUGGAUUGUAUUGGAGGUGAGUGGCGUGGGCCUGAUGGAGGUCUACGAGCGGCUCGAGGAGCUGGGGAACGAGGAUGCAGAGGUGGAGAGUUGGUCUUUUUUGGGGAAAGAGGGCAGGGCCCGUGCCGCGGUGAUCCUGGCGGGGCUGGGAUUCUCCGGCGAGGAGCCGGGGGGGGGCAGGCGUUCACAAGUUCACAACCAGAUGCGUGAUACGGCGUCACAGGAGAUACGCAAAGACAGGGUGCUACCAGAGGGGGCGACAGUCUGGAGGGUUUAUCUUGACAACUAUGACCUGCUCGAGAAAUACCCCCACGAGGUGCUAGGAGGUAUGGUCGAGGAGGUUGCCCCAGAGGUUUUAGCGCUAAGACAGGAAUACCAGGCAUGGGGACUCCCUCGACACCCCGGCAAAGCAGUGAGCCGGAAGACAGUACAAGGAGCAGUCGUUGACGGGGAACGGGGCAUUGCUUACCCUAAGGGGCAGAAGUUGUCCAAGUAUGUCACCAUCGCCUACCAGCUGGUGAGUGAGUCACACUGCUCGCAAAGACAAAUGCAGGUAGUUUGUGGUGGCUUGGUGUAUUUCUCCACCUUCCGUCGACAGCUUCUCGGAGGGCUUAACCUCUGCUGGGCGUUUAUCGAGUCGUUCAACUCUUGUGGGCGGCACAAGCAACUCAUCCCAAUUGGAGUAAAGCUGGAGAUUAUUCGCUUCUUAUGCCUAGUCCCUCUCUGCCGUAUGGACUUCCGCCUGAAGAUGAACCCAAGGGUCACCUGCAGCGACGCGUCACAGCAUGGAGGAGGUGUCUGCGUAGCCACGAGCCUCACAAACUACGGGGAAAAGGUGGCCCUGGGCGAGGAACGUCGUGAGAUGGUGGCAGGUGGCGGACCACGGAUCUUGAGCAUUGGUCUCUUUGAUGGGAUCGGGUGCCUCAGAGUCGCCCUGGAUCUGCUUGGGUGUGACGUGAUAGGCCACAUCUGUGUUGAAAAGGACGCUGCCGCCCGCCGGGUGGUUGAGCACCACUUCCCAGAUAGUUGGCACUAUGACGAUGUUGCGGAGAUUUCGACGGAGGACGUUCAGCGGUGGGCGCUACGUUUUGGGCAGGCCUCGCUGAUCCUAAUUGGUGCUGGACCACCAUGCCAAGGAGUCUCAGGACUCAACAGUCAACGCAAGGGGGCAUUGCGUGAUGAGCGAUCGUCAUUGUUCGUGCACGUGAAGCGAUUGCGUGAGUUGGUACAGUGUUGUUUCCCUUGGGGGCAAGUCCACUGCUUGAUGGAGAGCGUAGCAUCAAUGGAUGAUCGUGACAAGCACAUCAUGACGGAGUCGUUCGGGGAUCAACCCUGGCAAAUCGACGCUGGGACGUUUUGUUGGUGCAGCAGGCCACGGCUGUAUUGGAUCAGCUGGGAGCUCAAUGAGGAGCAGGAAGACGUGGAGAUUGAUGGCAGGCGCGUGAUAUUGACGGGGCAUCAGCCCUGGACGUCAUCGGUGGAAGCUGGAUGGACAAAAGUCGACGGAGACAGGCCUUUCCCUACGUUUACAACGUCAAGACCACGUACAUCACGGGGACAUCGCCCUGCAGGCCUGGAUGCGUGCGACAAAGCCACCACCACCCGGUGGGAGGACGACCUACAUAGGUUCCCGCCAUACCAGUACAUUCCACGCAAUUGUGUGGUCAACAAACGUGGUGACUACAGGCUUCCGAAUAUCCGUGAACGAGAAUACAUGAUGGGGCUGCCCGUAGGUUACACGCUGAUGUGCAUGCCCAAGUCAAAGCGGAAGCUCCCCGAGUGCAUGGACAAGCGGCUGACCUUGGUCGGGAAUGCCUGGGCUGUUCCAGUGGUCAGUUGGCUUAUUGGGCAAUUGGUAGGACCACGGGGAGCUGGACCCCUGUUGCCUCCGGCUGAGAUCCUUUCUCGGCUGACCUUGGAGGGGAAUCCGUAUAUCCAGUCGCGUCUUCUCAGAGCACCGCUCAAGACGGAUCAGCGUGCAAGUACAGGAGCAGAGGAGGCCUUGGCACAGAAAGUGUCACGGUAG